UUGAUCGAUGGGGUCUCCAGGUCUGAGCACCCUGAGACUCACUUGGCGCUUUCCUCCAGGAACUGCUGCAGCUUGGCAGACUUGCCUCCAAGGAAGGAGGACGAGGGUGAAGCUGUCGAGGCCUCCUGGUGGAACCCAUUUGUCGACGGAGUGGUGUGCUUCAAGUGUCGAGUCUCGAGAUCAAUAGGCUGCAUUGUUUCGCUCUUGACGGGGACUGCAUUUUGCUGGUGCUGGAUGGGCGAGUGCGCCAACGUCCUCAUCGUCAGCGGCUCCUGUUUUAUGUGCAGCGGUUGUCCCAGCGUCAACGUGCGUCGCUGCGUCGCCGCCAUCCCUAGUUUUGACCGCGGAACUGAGCGAAAAUAAUUCUCAUUUGGCUGGGCAGACUAUGCCCGACCAUUUUGUCAUUGCCAUCAGCUGGGCAUGGGCAACUUGUUAAAGAGAAAAAGCUGCUGCUCGGUCUGUAAAUAUCCCAGCUGGGGCUUGAGAACGAUGCUGUGAUUGGUUGACGACCGAAGCCAUUGUCUCCCAUUGGUCGAUCGCCUCUUAGCUUCUGCUAAUGGAUUCACCAAAAGAGUCAGAAAAAGAUUCUUCAGUCAAAGAACGAUCAUCAGACAUCGCUUCCAAAAUCUUUAUCCCCAUUUCUGUGGGAGUUGAAUCCUCAAGCAAAAGUGGCAACGAUAGAAAUCUCCCAUAUACACUCACUUCGUCGCAAAUAAACAAUGAGGCCGAGCUGCGAUUCCUCAGGGCGAAAGUAAAAAUUUUGACAGCAGAUAUAGAGAAGCACAGAGAUGAUCACAAGAAAAAGGUUGACGAGUUAAAAGCUUUUGAUGCCGAGCUGCACACAGUGAAAGAGGAGCGCAACAAAGCCCUUCAGCAGCUAUCAAUGUCAGAAAAUAAAGUUUCUAGGAUCACAAGAACUUUGGCAGAGCAGGCAAACAAUAUCAAAAUGCUUGAGUCAAUCAAAAGUAGACUGACACAAGAGUUAGCUGUAGCAAAGAAAGAUUCAAAAUCAUCAUCGCAAGUGGUUGCGACGCUCGAGAUCAGGCUAAACAGAUCCUUGGAAGAAAUUGAAAAUCUACGAAGUUCUUUGCAGGACAAACGGGGGCAUGAAAAAGACGAUCACGAAGCGCAAAGGAAAGUAAUUGAAAAUCAAUCUACUGUAAUUCAAAAACUGGAAAGACAACAUGCAGAGUUGAUCAUGGCUUUCCGCAGGCAGAUGAUGUUAUGUCACAAUCUUCACAGGCAAAAAGAACUUCUUGCCAAUAAUGCCGCUUUGCAGUUGGCAGACACAAAAUUUGGCAACCUACUGAACAGCAAAAAAGGGACCAAAUGAAUAGAAAUGAUGUAAAAUUAUAUUAUUUACAUUGCAAUUUUUAUUCCAUGUUGAAAUUAUAUACUUUGGGGUCAACAUCGUGGGAGGCUGAUAGUUGAUGUCAAAAUUAUGGUUGAAAGCAAAUAACAAAAACGCACUGGAUCCAAUAAAAGUACAGGAAAUAUAACUGAUAAUAAUUCACAACUUAUUGUAAGAGAGCCGAUUUGUAUCACCAUGAUGUGGAAAUAAACAAUCUGAAAAUUACUGUCUUUCUGGAUUCUAUUACAAUACUUAAAACCAUUCUGAAUUCAAUUUGUUCUAUUCUAGAUGAGAUUAAUUUGAUAAAAACUAUAGGCGCACAUUCACGUUAAGGCAAGAUAUAAAUUAGUUUUUCAGAGGCUGCCACAAGUAUAAGCAACUGGGGCCAUUCAGUUCAUCGUUAGGUAGCCAGCCACCUUCAUAAAUUAAUUGCUCCAAAUCGCUCAACAAAUAAUUUUCCUGUUUGAAAUUAUAUUUUAAAUUUUUUUAAUCAAAAUCAACCCAUUCACUUGCUAGCACCGGUAGUCAGGCCUCACGCCAGAUAGCUGUAGGUGUCCUUCUGGCCCUCUGUUCGUUCUAGAUACUCUUUCUCUAUCAGAAUGUCAA
Messenger RNA from Neocloeon triangulifer, 1957 nucleotides. Its product is annotated as testis-expressed protein 9-like. NCBI's taxonomy places the organism in Eukaryota, Metazoa, Arthropoda, Insecta, Ephemeroptera, Baetidae. The transcript has 6 exons. The record is from RefSeq and is a predicted model, not a curated record. The coding region runs from base 557 to 1333 and encodes 258 amino acids.